Messenger RNA from Aspergillus melleus, 3036 nucleotides. It is a transcript of the gene pdeB, whose product is annotated as 3',5'-cyclic-nucleotide phosphodiesterase PDE2. Gene Ontology annotation, biological process: signal transduction. Bases 1 to 3036 code for a protein of 1011 amino acids. The transcript has 4 exons. Lineage: Eukaryota; Fungi; Ascomycota; Eurotiomycetes; Eurotiales; Aspergillaceae. Gene Ontology annotation, molecular function: 3',5'-cyclic-nucleotide phosphodiesterase activity. The record is from RefSeq and is a predicted model, not a curated record.
AUGGAUCGCAUUGAAUGUUCAGCAGUAUACAUUGAUCAUCGCGUUAGUUCGGAACGAUGGGUGUCAAUCGACGGAUCGGCAGAUACUGCUAACGUCAACACCUUUCUAACUUCCGACGAGCCCGAAACCCUUCGCUCCGACGUAAAGCUUUUGUUGGGAGUUUCCGAUCGAAUCUACCUUUGCCAGUCCGGAGCUUCUCUCGCCUCGAAAUUGGCCGAAUGCAAUGACAGGGGCAUGAAGGCGUGUUCGCCCAUCUUCGCGUUCUUCGAUAUCGACAUGAACGGCGACGAGUCCGGCCUAGCUCGGCGCAAGAGCAGCCGUGGUUCGUGGCCAGAAAUAGCCCCUCCCUCGCCGACGUCGUUACAUCGCCAAUUUACGUUUUCCUCGCAAUCCGAAGGAACGUACGAUCUGAAGCUGCUCUCCGGGUUGUCCGCCGAUAUUCAAGUCCAAGAAUCUCCGAAUCUCAUUGUGCCCGUCGCGAUCCUGCGCUCGCCACAAGGUGUCCCAACCAGCGCCCCUUCCGAUGAACCGCGCGGCGAUGUUUCGAUUCCGGGGCCGCACCAGAUUUCGAGAUGUUUAGAUGCUGGCGCGGUGGACGUUCUGGCGGCUCCUCUAGACAAGGCCAGAGUGCAGGGUCUUAUCGUACACGCUUUCAGAACUCGAAAAUCCGCGCUGAAGGAGCAGUCGCGCUUUUUGUCAAGGAAAAAGUUGCGCAAACACUCGUGGGUGGGCGUUCAUGAUGAGCAGCCCUAUGCUUAUCUGAGAGAAGCCAUGGUAUCGAAACUGAUGAAGGGCAUCUGCAAUCCCGAAGAGUUUAUAGAGGAAUUUCAGGACCGGGAAUUGGACAUACAACCCGAACGCUUGGAACUCAUUAGAGAGAAAAUCGGGUCAUGGUCAUACAACGGCCACGAUUUUUCCGACGAUGAGCUAGUGCAAGCUGCGUUUGAGAUGCUCCAGCACGCCUUCACCCUACCCAACCUGGAACAUUGGCAUCUGACGCCAGAUGAGCUCUUGGAGUUCUUGCUCGCCUGCCGCACCUCCUACAACUCUUUCGUCCUCUAUCACAACUUCCGACAUGCCAUUGAUGUUCUGCAGUCCGUGUUCUGUUUUCUGCUGCACAUUGGCGCCCUGCCACCCUUUGGAUCUGAUUCUCAGGAGCUCGAUUCCAUCUCGCCGCUCGCAACCCUUCUGACGCCGUUCGACACUCUGACGUUGCUGAUAUCUGCUAUUGGGCAUGAUGUCGGCCACCCCGGUGUGAACAACUUCUUCCUGGUCAAACUCAAUGCGCCUUUGGCCCAACUGUACAACGACAACUCGGUCUUGGAAGCCUUCCACUGCGCCGCGUUUUCGCAAAUUCUCCGUCGCUACUGGCCCACAGCCUUCAAAGAUAAACAGCUCCGCAAGCUUCUGAUCAGUUCGAUUCUCGCUACCGACAUGGGCGUCCACCAGAAGUUUAUGGAGCGGCUCGGAUCGUUGCAGGAGAAGUUCUACGAGAAUGGCAAAUGCCUCGACGGGUGGAAGCCGCAGGAUCUUGAUAUGUACAAGACGCUCCUAUGCGGUCUGUUGAUUAAAUGCGCCGACAUCAGCAAUGUGGCACGCCCGUGGGACGUGGCGGAAAAGUGGACCAAGAUCCUGCAGGAAGAAUUCGCCAAUCAGGGAGAGAUGGAGAAGGAAGUCGGGAUGGAAACGGCCCUGUUCGGCGGCCCUCCGGAACUGGGGAACACCUUCAAGCUUGCGACAGGCCAAAUCGGGUUCAUGUCGAUAUUCGCCCUCCCCCUUUUCGAAGGCGUGGCGGACAUUUUGCCCGGCAUGGAGUUCACCGUUGAGCACAUCCGUAACAACCAGUCUAAAUGGCAUCUGCUCGCCGACCUGGAGCGCAAGAAACAGGCGUUGCGCGGUGAAAUCAACCCCGAGGACGUUUUGUCUCCCCGCACGCAGAGCCCCGCGACAAGUAUCAAAGAUCUGCAAGGCCUCCGUGCGCCGUUGGCCACUCCCGGUCCUGAUACGCCGAUCAAGCCAGUAUUCCCGCCCACUGCAACGAACAGCCGAAAUCAGGACAAUGAUUACUUUGGAUCAAUUCGUUCGGCGUCGGAGUCCACGCAGUCGGAAGACAGCCUGAAUGAAAACGCGAUCAGCCCGGUGAUGUCGCCCGAUACGCCCGGUCCAUCGAUGGAUAUCACCGGAAUUCCCUUCACGACCGAAACCCCGACGCGGAAGUCUUCCAGUGCCGUGCCUGAUCUUGCCAGAAUGUCCAUCGCAGAGGCAUCUCCGGACGCCGAAAGUGCGACGACGCCAGUGCCAUCCAAUGCUCAUGCGGACCACCACAACACCGCUGAUGCGAACGGCUCUUCUUCCCAAGACCCAGCUGUUUUGGCCGCCGUCAUCUACACGCAGGAAAGCCAAGAUCGCGACGGCUCGGUCGAGGAGGGCACCGGAGAAAGACCGAACAGCUCGCGCAACAUGCCAUACCGCCGCCAUCACGCCAACACCGGCUCGUCCGGUCGCACGUCGGGCCCGUCGAGCUCUCAACGGAACAGCUGUACACGGACGCACAGUCUCAGCAAUUACAGCAACAACAUGACGCCCAUCUCUCCCGCGACGAACGCCACCAGCUUCCUUACCGUGGACAGCGGUGAUGAAAAGGGUCUUUCGCAAGAGGGCAGCCCAGACCAGGACGACUUUGGACGGGACAGCAGCGCACGCCCUAGCUCGUCGAGUUUCGUCGAGAACAGUGGAGAAAAGCAUCCUCGAUUUGCCAACAGUCCUACCUCCCAUCCGACGGACGACUCCAACAAGGGCCAUCACCUUCACUUGAACUCGCCGCGCCGAGAAAACGGAGUCGGCAGUUCUCACUCCACGUCGACCAAUGCGAGUAUGAAAUAUGGCCAUGAUCCGCACCAGUGGAAUGAGGCCGGCGGUGAACAGCAGCAACAACCGCAGCAGCAACCUCGGAAACGUCGAAGCCGUCUCCGCUUGGCCUUUUGGAGGCGUAAAAACCAUCAUUCGCACCAGCACGAACUGAGUGGCGAAUCAUGA